AUGAACUUGGAGUCGCCUGAGCUACUGUUGAAAUGGGCACCUUUUAAUUCUCUGUCAAAUGUUGCACAAUCCAAAAGAGCCACUAACAUUCUCCACCUUCUUUUUGGCCUUUUGGGUUCUGAAAAAGCAUGCCAUCAUAGAAAAUCAUAUAUUGAAUCAUGGUGGAGACCAAAUGUUACAAAAGGAUAUCUUCUCCCAUGGUCCUCAAAUUCACCUCCUUAUAAAAUAUACGAUGAUGUUCCAAAACUUGUUAGCGAGACCAAACAUGUCGAUGCAACGGUCCUAAGGUUGGUUCAUGGGAUAAUGGAGGUGUAUAGAGAGGAACAUGAAGGUGUAAGGUGGCUCGUUAUGGGGGACGACGAUUCAAUAAUUUUCUUGGAUAAUAUGGUUGAAAUUCUUGCACAAUAUGAUCAUACGAAGUAUUAUUAUUUUGGAGGACAUUCGGAAUUUAUAUUAUCGAAUUAUUGGUACUCAUUUAAUCAAGGUUUUGGUGGUGCUGGAUUCAUAUUGAGUUAUCCUUUGGCUAAAGCAUUGGCAAAAGAUAUGGUUAAUUGCCUAAAGAGAUAUAAUUACAUGAACGCUGCUGAUAAAACUACAAUGACUUGCAUAGCUGAUAUUGGUGUCCAUCUUUCUCCUCUUCAAGCCAUUCAUCAGAUUCAUCUAGGUGGUGAUUUAUCAGGAUUCUUAUCAUCUUAUCCAAAAUCUCUACUAAUGUCCCUUCAUCAUUUUGACAUGGUUGACCCAAUUUUUCCCUCUUUGAAUCGUGCCCAAUCAGUGUUCCACCUCGAAAAUGCUGCACAAUAUGAUCAAUCGCGCGCAUGUUACAACAAAUCAUAUGUCAUCACCGGUCUAAAGGCUGGACAUUUUCAGUUUCUUGGGGAUACUCCACUCAUAUUUAUGAGAAAAUUAUGCCAAGAAGUUGGAUACAAAGACCAAUAG
Messenger RNA from Capsicum annuum, 939 nucleotides. Its product is annotated as beta-1,3-glucosyltransferase-like. The transcript is spliced from 3 exons. Gene Ontology annotation, molecular function: acetylglucosaminyltransferase activity. The coding region runs from base 1 to 939 and encodes 312 amino acids. NCBI's taxonomy places the organism in Eukaryota, Viridiplantae, Streptophyta, Magnoliopsida, Solanales, Solanaceae. The record is from RefSeq and is a predicted model, not a curated record.